AUGACUAUCACCAUAAGACAGGCCACAAUCUAUGAUUUACAGGCAAUUCAGAAUGCCAAUUUGCACAAUCUUCCAGAAAACUAUAUGUUGAAAUACUAUAUGUACCAUAUACUAUCAUGGCCCCAAGCGUCGUACGUUGCCACCACCACCGACUUGUCUACUUACGAACAUGAUGAGGAAGCACAAACGGUAGAUAAAUACUCGCAAAAGAAAAUAGACGAAUCGAAAACCGACCCUUCAUACGCCAACCCAAAGGAAAAAGUUGUUGGUUACAUUUUGGGUAAAAUGGAGGAUGACCCAAACCCAGAAGACAAAACCCCUCAUGGCCAUGUCACCAGUAUUAGUGUGAUUAGAACUUAUAGAAGAAUGGGGAUCGCCGAGAAAUUGAUGAGACAGUCAUUGUACUCUUUGUGUGAAUGCUACGGAGCCAAGUAUGUGAGUUUACAUGUUAGAGUAUCAAAUAGAGCAGCCUUACAUUUGUAUAGAGAUACUCUCCAGUUCACAGUGUUGAAGAUUGAAAAAAGUUAUUAUGCCGACAAAGAAGACGCUUAUUCGAUGAAAAAAGAAUUGGUGUUGGAAGAACUUGUUCCUUCUCUUUUCCAAAAGAGCGAAUUUGUCGAUGAUUUCGAGAAAGAUUUAUUGUCUGAUGAAGAGGAUUAG
Saccharomycopsis crataegensis is the source of this 660-nucleotide messenger RNA. It is a transcript of the gene ARD1, whose product is annotated as peptide alpha-N-acetyltransferase complex A subunit ARD1. Bases 1 to 660 code for a protein of 219 amino acids. Gene Ontology annotation, biological process: N-terminal protein amino acid acetylation. The transcript has a single exon. Gene Ontology annotation, cellular component: NatA complex. The record is from RefSeq and is a predicted model, not a curated record. NCBI's taxonomy places the organism in Eukaryota, Fungi, Ascomycota, Saccharomycetes, Ascoideales, Saccharomycopsidaceae. Gene Ontology annotation, molecular function: protein-N-terminal-glutamate acetyltransferase activity; protein N-terminal-serine acetyltransferase activity.